AUGGAAAAGGGGGAGGAUAAAAGGAACACACUGGGAGAUGUCUUCUCCCCAGCAGAGGAAAGCCAACCGGGAAAAAUAUGGAUAAAAGGGAAGGGGCAAACAGCGGGUGGGGAGAAGUCCCCCCUCCGUAAGCUCCCCUACCUUCUAAUACCCCUCUCGGUGAGGUACCCCCUGUUGGCAAAACUACUCCUGAUCUUUCUUUUGUCCAAGUGGUUAAAACACGCAGUAGGAAAUGUGUUGUUGAGUUUCCUUUAUAAAAAAAACGAAAAAGUAUUUCAGCAAUUCAUCCAAGUGCUUCUCCUACAAAUGCGCCAAAAGGGAGGAACAAAGGGAAGCAACAAAUUCAAUUUCAAAGCAGUGCGUCCGAUGGUUGAUUCUGUGUACAGUCACAUACAAGGAAUGAUGAAAUGCCUCACCCGUGUGUACUUCUUCCCUCAUGGGACCCCAUGCAAUGGGCUGUUUUUUUCUAAUUUUAUAAGUGAAGAGGCUGAACUUGUGUCGACUCCCAGGAGGGUGAGUAAUCUGUGGGUCUUGCGAAGGGCUUACCUCAAUUUGUUCGUGGCGCUGCUGGGUCACCCAGGGGAGAACGACAAAGGGGAAUUGCUUCUUGGCCACACGGAGCGCAUGCAUAACCAACCGGAGCGGCAGCUUCCCUACCCAGACGAACAGACCCUCUACAAAAACAUACGCGACCUGUACAAAGUGAAAUAUGAAAAUGAGUAUCAGAUAAUGAUGAGCAAUGAUUGCUUCUCCCUUCUUCAUCGUUUUUUUGAAUUUGCCCAACACACAGGAAAGAAAGUUUGCUCCUGUCUCCACCUCGUUCUCUUCACCACCAUUUCCAUUUAUUGCUUGUGCAGAAGCCUCUUUACUUUGACACAUCACAUACGUGCCCUGGAAAAGAAGAAGCUGUACGAGCGAUGUUGUGAAGGGGGGGCUGCAUCAGACGAGCUGUUUCGUCUGCUCAUCGAAUCGGUAGAACACAUGAGUCAGGACUUGGCAAGGGAAGACGCGCCCCUCUGUGCAGAGCGCGACCACCACCCCGAUGAAGAUAACGAUGAAGAUAACGAUGAUGGUGACGUGCCUGAUGAACAGCUCCACAUCUACGACGAGCUGCAAACCAAACUGCGCCUCUGCCUGAGCAUAAUUAAUCGAAUCAAAGGUAAGCGCUCCAGGGAUGCCUCUAAAAUGGUGGUGAAGCAGAAGCCAAAGCAGACGCACGAAAUACCUAACCAGCCAGAACCUGUACCUACGUAUGAACCACCCAGAGAGAGGGAAAUGUACGAAACGGAACCGUCGCGCUUCAACAUCGAGGGAGAAACUUCAAAUGGUGAUCCUACCUCUCAAAGGAAGGAACAAGACAGAGAUGGGGGCUUGACUUAUGCCGUUUAUUUGUAUGAAAGUAGAACCGAUGAGGAGCCAACGCAAGGGAAGACUACCAACUUUGAAGACACUUCGGCGGAGUACUCCUCCAAAGAAAGGCAACCCCAGAGGACGCAAAAAGAGGAAAAUUGCACAGAGGGUAAUAAAUAUAUUAAUGGACCAAUGGAGAGUCACAAUGCAUCAUGCGGGAGCGCUAACGACACGCACAAGAGACACAUCGAGGGUGAAUCUUGUCCACACCACAGUGCCGACCCGCAUGGAAGCAAGCCUCCCCCAAAUGUGAGCUGCGAAAUUUUAAUUAACGAACUGAAAGGGGCGUUUAAAAAGAAAAAGCAAUAUGUGUAUUUGAGUAAGAAGCUCUGCUUUGAUCAAUCGGUUGGGGACUUUGUCAUGAGGGACGUCUUCCCGUCGGACGCAGAGGGGGAGAGCGACCAGGGGGGCGAUCAUAGCGGUAGCGAUAAGACACGCACGGAGCGACGCGACGAAAACAUGCGAGAAGAGGACUACCUGAGGCCAAUGGCCGACGUGCCCUCCUUCCGACAGAACAUCGCAGCCGCCAUCUCGCGCCAGAGGAUUAUCUAG
Messenger RNA from Plasmodium fragile, 1962 nucleotides. RefSeq lists its product as uncharacterized. The transcript has a single exon. Bases 1 to 1962 code for a protein of 653 amino acids. The record is from RefSeq and is a predicted model, not a curated record. NCBI's taxonomy places the organism in Eukaryota, Apicomplexa, Aconoidasida, Haemosporida, Plasmodiidae.